AUGGCUGUAAUGUUCAAGUCUAAGGACGGAACUGCCCCCGUCUCCCGCGCGUCCCUCUCUCUCCCCUCUGGUUUUCGCGACAGCCACUGUGGCCGGCCACGUUUUGGCCGGCCGUGCUCUCGUCCGGCCACCAAAGUCGACGAGGCCGGUACCAAAAUGACCGGGCCGCCGUCCUCUUCCUACCCCAGUCGGGUCUCACCGCCAGCCGCCGUGAUUUCGCCGGAAAAUCGAAGAGAAAAGCUCGGUUUCGCCCGAAACUUCGCCGGCUUCGUUCUCCGUCGUCCGGCCGCCAUUUUUGGCGAUCAAGGUAUGGAAAUUCAUCCCUUCUGCAUGAUCUAG
Molecule: messenger RNA, 339 nt
Organism: Prunus armeniaca (apricot)
Lineage: Eukaryota; Viridiplantae; Streptophyta; Magnoliopsida; Rosales; Rosaceae
Source: the annotation of a GenBank genome assembly